Molecule: messenger RNA, 2003 nt
Organism: Drosophila grimshawi
Lineage: Eukaryota; Metazoa; Arthropoda; Insecta; Diptera; Drosophilidae
Gene: myo
Product: growth/differentiation factor 8
Exons: 3
Coding region: 34-1911 (625 amino acids)
Biological process (GO): SMAD protein signal transduction
Cellular component (GO): extracellular region
Molecular function (GO): cytokine activity; growth factor activity
Source: RefSeq, a predicted model, not a curated record
GCAAUAACAAACACAAUACAAAUUCAAAAAAAUAUGUCUGCCAAAUUAUUGAGCAAAAGACCAGAACAAAACAAGCGAUUACCUUCGAAAUCGAAAAGCUGCACAAAAUUUGUCGAUCAGUUCUACAUACAAAUGGACGACGAUACAGCACAUCCUGCUAAGACUUCGACAUCGAAUUCGAAUAGCGAGCGCUGCUGCUGCCGACGUCCGCAGCAACGACAACAUCUGCAUAACAGUAGCUGGCGCCUGCGUAUGUUAGUUGUUCGCUAUGCGACCAUAAUUCUGAUGUCAAUGCUUUUGCUGUUAACUACGGCACAAGAUGUAAACAAUCAUCAGGCGACGCCGACUGCAACGAAAGUGGGUGGUGUGGAGAGAGGCGCAAGCAAUGCUUUUAGCACGCUUUCAUUAAGCGAAGCUGACAAUUAUAAUGUGACACACACACUUGCAAACCUGACGAACGAGCAGAGCGAGCAAAGCGAGCAAAGCGAGCUUAACGAACCGAACGAGCAGCGAGAGCUUAACGAACCGAGCGAGCUGCGAGAAUCGCAGGUGUCGAAUCGACGCAUCGUCAGUAGCAAAGCAGGACUCGAGCUGUCAGCAGCAAAUUUUGCUCUGCCAGCGGUUAGUAUGAGUCGCAACAGUUUAAUUAGCGGUGACAGUGUUCUACAACGUCAACUGCGCGAGAAGGCCAAGCAGGACAGUCUCGAAUCGAUAAAAAUUCACAUUUUAAUGCGUUUGAAUUUGAAGCGUCUGCCGAACAUAACCAAACCCAUCGCAGUGCCACAGAAUAUCUUGGAGAAUUUCUAUAAAACCUACAAUGCAUCCAUUUUAAGCACAACAAAAAAAAGGACAAUUGAUCAAACGUUACCCAACACUGAAAAUCCAACAGCAUCGCUUGAAAAUUCAUCGUCUGAAAUGCAGGCUGACGAUACGAAUGCUUUCAAGGAUUAUUUACCAUUUAUUCAAAAUUUUAAUUUCGAUGAGCAUCGAAAAUUCGACAGUGAUUAUACAUUGAAUGGAGCUGUGGAUGCUUAUGGAGAUAAUGGCGAACAGGAGAGCAUUCUUUCGCACAUCAGCAGCAUAUAUGUGUUUCCAGAACAACACAAGGAGCCACACCUGCGCCAUAAUCGCAAAUCGGAUGUGCUACGCUUUAAAAUCGAUACAGGCUACUCAGAUAUCUCAUAUGUGACGCUCCAUUUAUAUUUGCGUGGUUUCGAUUGGAUUCGCAGCCAUCAACCCAAAAUCCUUGAAGAGUUUUCCGAUGCCAAACAGAAUCAGGAUAUUAUAGUCGCAUUACAUCGGCCGAUUCGGCGCACGAAUAGCAGUAAUUAUACGCACAAGGCGAAAAUGUUUGAAUUUCGCCACAAAAUACCCUCUGGUCAGGGACAAUGGGUUAAUGUCGAUUUGAAGCCGCUUUUUGGUGCCGUCGGGCAAAUGACGGCCACAAAUCAAACACAGGAACUACUCAUCAAAGGCGUCGAUCCUUGGAUGCGACCCUUGAUUGUGACAAUGGACAACGAUGCAAGCAGUAAAAAUCCACUGACCGUUCACAUUGAAAUCGGCACGAAGAAGAAGAACCGACGGAAACGCAGCGUUUUCAUGGACUGCACGGAAAGUGAUCACGAUAUGCGCUGUUGCCGUUAUCCGCUCAAGGUGAAUUUCACCAGUUUCGGUUGGCAUUUUGUGGUGGCGCCAACAUCAUUCGAUGCCUACUUUUGCAGCGGUGAUUGUCGUGUGGGUUAUUUGGAACAAUAUCCGCAUACGCACAUAACGGCACUGACAACGUCGGCGACGCCAUGUUGUUCACCAACCAAAAUGAGUUCCUUAAGCUUAUUAUAUUUCGAUGAUAAUCACAAUCUAGUGCUGAGUGUUAUACCAAAUAUGUCCGUUGAGGGUUGCAGCUGUUCCUAAAAAAUUCAUUUUCAAAUUAUGCAUUUACCAACACACCAAACACCCGCAUAUAUAUAUAUAUAUAUAUAUAUACUUAGGUACAUUCAUACAUA